AUGAUGCUUAAAGCCGUCGUCGUCCUCGCCAUCGUGGCUUUCGCCGCCGCCGUCCCAGGCACCAAAUACUACCCAGCCCCAGACGGCAGUGGAAGACUUCUCUACUUCCCCCGUGGCUACGUGAGCGGUGACUAUAGAGGGGGUAUUCCAGUCAAUAACCUUGGUUACGGUGGCUACCGCGGUGGAUACGGUGGAUACAGUGGAUACGGUGGAUACGGAGUUGGCAGUUACGCCGGAUAUGGUUACGGCAAAGGCGUCUACGGAUUGGGAUAUGGGCGUGGUCUUUAUGGCCUCGGUUACUUGAACCGUGGAUACGGCCUUAAGGGCUAA
Messenger RNA from Lingula anatina, 330 nucleotides. RefSeq lists its product as uncharacterized. Lineage: Eukaryota; Metazoa; Brachiopoda; Lingulata; Lingulida; Lingulidae. The record is from RefSeq and is a predicted model, not a curated record.